AACCACCAAAGCUCCACCUGCUGGUGAAGCUGCAGAAAGGCUGUUAAAUGAACCACUGAGGUGGGAUUAUUCCCUGCCUCCAAAUCCUUUGCAAACACUAGAUUACCAUAUUUACACAUUACAAUAAUUGUGGAAAGGUUUUGGCUUUUUUAAAAUCCGGGGUCUUACCAUAGAUUUUACUGUUUAUUAGAAAUUUAUGUCAGAACGCUUAUGAAUGUUAGCAUAACCAGUCAGACAGCAACACAGAUGAGGUCUGCUGUUAUGUUUACACAUUGCCAUACAGCUAUUUCAUCUCCAUGGUUACUAACAACACCGGCUAGUCUGAAGAAUCGCUCAAUACUUGACUACCACUGCGGCAAAGGAUGCGAUGCAGUUGCCCAAAACCUGUCAGUGACCCACCCACCUAUUGUAUCAGAGCUGCGGGAGUUCUGAGGAAGGAAGCAAGGUGGUACAGAUAAUGUUACUCUGAUAAAAAAAAAAAUGUUAUUCAGUCCCAGACAGAAUACCCAGCACAAUGUGAGUACUGUGGGGAAAAGGCUCAUCCUCUACUUGUUCUAACAUGGGUACAUAAUCCUGAGACCCACUUCUGUUGUGCUCAGCGGCAGCAGCUAUGUCAAAUCCUGGUGAAGCAGAGACUUUUGUUUGAGGAGCGAUCUAACCUAACCUUUGGUAAUCUAACUUCAAAAGACCAGAUGGAAAUUCUGUAUCACAAAUCCAGAGAGAGUGAAGCUUACCACAAGUUUAUGAAAGGCUUUCUGAGAAAACCUAGAAUACAAUCAAGAGAAUCUACAAUCUACGGUGGUUACCCAGUUAAUCUGCUUGCAGGGAAGACCUCUUUCUCUGCACCAGGGGUCUUCAGGUUAAGACUCUCACAUGCUCCAGGAAAGGGGACAACGUAUUGCAGUAGCACAAGUGAAAAAUGCUUAAAAAUGGAAGAGGAGGAGGUGUUGCUCCCUUUUUAUGAUUGGAAACCAGUUCAGUUUGGCAUAUGUAAUCAUCAGGUGGGGUCUGGAGUUUUACAGAAAUUUUAUUCCAGUGGCAUCACAUUCCUUACCAUGUUCCCUGGUGGCUCUGCUCAGGUCUUUUAUCCCUCUGGCCUCUUGGCUGUACUUAUCGUCGUCACUGAACACAAUGGAAGAGUUUGUAUAGUGUAUGACGACGUAUGUGCCCCUAAUCAACAAAUCAGAGCUAUAUUCCAGUCUGAUGGCAGAGCGACAUGCUAUCACACCAAUGGAAACAUAUGGCUGUCCUUAAACAUGUCUGGUGGCCGAUGCUUAAACAAUGCAGGCAAUGUAACUUGUAAGUGGAGCUGGGGUACUCCCACGCCCCUGCAGCCCAUCUUUCUGUCCCUCAACAAAACUGUUGGAGUUCGAGUCCUGGGGAACAAACAAGUGUUUGUUUCCUUCUUGGCAGGCAGGCAACAGGCUAAGUUCAGUGUGGGUACCUGCUGCGCUCAGGGUGAAUACGUGCAUACUUCAGGUUCAUCGCUCUCUAAAGACGAGCUGCUGGCAUUGGCAGCCAAAAUCAGGAUCCACGCAGCAAUUCAGCAUCUUCACCAGUACCUGACGACGCCCUUACAUCCCCAAAAACUUAAGACUACACCAGCCCAUCACUUACAGGUUACUGCUCAAAGGCUCCUGAAAGUCAGUGAUGAUGUAAUGAUGAAUGACAGUGACAAAGCCUUCAUCCUCAAGUGCCUUCAGGAUUGUUGAUGUAUAUGUAAUAUUGGAACAUGAUGACAGUGACUGGGGGAGGGGAAAAAAAAAAAAAAGCAAAGCUGGAAAAACAUUUUGCAUGUCUCAUUUUUUUGACUUUAGUUACCAGAAAACGAAAGGAAAAAAGAAAAAACAUUUUAUGUACUAGCACCUGAGUGCCAGCAUGUCGAUAUAUAGAGAUAAUCCUUAUAGCAUGCUUGGCUGAAUCAGUAUUUUCUCAUUUAAGGCCAGACUUACCUUUAUUUUAAAUUCAAUUUAAAUGGAGCCCGGUUUCACAAAGAGAAUAUCAAGUAAAGGUAUUAUACAAUUAACCCAAUAAAUGACUUUCAUUACUCCUUGUCUAAAUAAAGUCAUCUGUUGCACAUUAACCACUUUAUUUCUUUUAGGCUGGUCUUGUAGUUGUUUUUUUUAAAUUUCUCCUCUCUUUUGCCUCGUAAUAUAAAAAUCAGUGUAGAGCUUCCCGAAGAUUUGAUAAUCAGGUUGUUACUCCAGAUAUUUCAUACCAUUGCAUAGUAUACCCACAGUAAAUUAUAAGCCUGAUGACAACAGAUGCGUUAGUAUGUCAACUCAACACCACACAGCAG
Molecule: messenger RNA, 2299 nt
Organism: Haplochromis burtoni (Burton's mouthbrooder)
Lineage: Eukaryota; Metazoa; Chordata; Actinopteri; Cichliformes; Cichlidae
Product: glutamate-rich protein 6
Exons: 10
Coding region: 693-1712 (339 amino acids)
Source: RefSeq, a predicted model, not a curated record